AACACCUGCCCGCUUGACCCCCAUCUCAUUUUGGCACAACCGACGACAGCUCUUCGGCACGACACUGUUAUAGGGACUAGAUUGCAUCGUAGUCCUGUGCAACUGGACAGCUACGAGGCGGUAGAAUAUGUCAUUUUGUCUCGCCCUGACUUUUUUCGUGGCAACUUCUCGAAAUGAAUCCAGCUAUUUCUCUUGCGAUGCUGCCAAUCGUUAAUCGACAAGACCUUGAACACCAUUGGGAGUUCAAGCGGAAAGAGGACCGAAGCGACGGCCUCUGGUGGCCUGUCGAGCGUGUGCCGAGCAAUGUUUACACCGACCUGCUAGCCAACAAUUUGAUCAACGAUCCGUGGGUAGACCUCAACGAGCUUUCGGUCCGAUGGGUCGCAGUCUGCGGCUGGAUGUACAAAACGGAGUUCGAUAGUACUUUGAGCCCAGCGAUGCUCAGUGCCACAAAGACACAGGUUGAUAUGGUAUUCGAAGGCCUCGACACUUUCGCCGAAGUCUUCCUCAAUGGCAAAUCCAUAUUGAAAUCUGAGAAUAUGUUUAUGUCGUACCGUAUCAACAUCACGAAAUACCUGAAGACUGGAGAACCAAAUCAACUUCGUAUUGAGUUUGAUUCUGCCGUGCGUCGGGGCGAGGCACUGGUCGAAGAACAUAAAACGGAACACAAUUUCAUUGCUCGCCAGACUGUGGAUAGCCGGAUACCUGUUCGGAAGGCCCAAUACCACUGGGGCUGGGAUUGGGGGCCAAUAUUGCCAGGAACAAGCGGACCGUGGCGACCAGUGUAUCUCGAGACAUACUGCGUCAGGAUCGAUGACGUGUGGGCUCAGAGCUUUGUCAGCCACGACCUGCAGAGAUGCACCGGGCGACUGUUCGCCAGAAUCAUUGGCGCCAAUACUCAGACAGACAAAGUCGUUUUGUCACUGUCCUUCAGCGGCGUGGUCUUGUUCGAGGAGGAAUGCAACAUUGAGCAAGAUGGCAUGGCACAAUGCCACUUUGAAAUUGUAAACCCGAAGCUCUGGUACCCGCGUGGAUAUGGACAACAAAACCGCCACCAGAUCAAAGCAUACCUCCCUCGUGAGGCCAAGGUGGCCGAUGACGAUGUUCAGACAUUUCGUCCUUACAUAGUCCUGCAUGAGAAAUCCAAGUUGAUUGGCUUCCGCAAAGCUGAGCUCAUCCAGGAACCCGAUCUUUUUGGACAUUCAUUCUACUUCCGAAUCAACGGUAUUGACGUGUUUUGUGGCGGGUCGUGCUGGAUUCCUGGAAGCAGCUUCCUCUCACAGAUCACGGCGAAGCAGUAUCGCGAGUGGAUCGAGCUACUGGCUGAAGGAAACCAGACGAUGGUGCGAGUAUGGGGAGGUGGCAUAUACGAGGACGAUGCCUUUUACGACGCUUGCGAUGACCUUGGCAUCCUUGUUUGCCAGGACUUCUGUUUUGCCUGUGGAAGCUAUCCAGUUUACCCCGAGUUUCUUGCCUCCGUUGAUCAGGAAGCAAGGCAAAACAUUCAACGACUGAGAACCCAUCCAUCUUUGGUUUGUUGGUUUGGCAGUAACGAAGAUUAUCAAGUCCAAGAGCGUUUCAAACUAUAUUAUGACUACCAAGACAAGGAUCCUAAGUCAUGGUUGAAGUCAAGUUUUCCGGCUCGUUAUUUGUACGAGUACCUUUUGCCGACGGCCGUUCAAGAUGAGGACCCCGGUGCCUUGUAUCAUCCAACCAGCCCUUGGGGGGAUGGGAGGAAUACCGCGGACACUACUGUUGGUGAUAUCCACCAAUGGAACAUUUGGCACGGAGAUAUGAGAAAAUACCAGGAGGCUCAUCUUCUCAGCGGUCGAUUCGUCAGCGAGUUCGGCAUGGAAGCUUAUCCUCAUAUGUACACUAUCGAUACUGUGAUCAGCAACGACAAACAAAAGUAUCCCGGGUCAAAGUCGAUGGACUUCCACAAUAAAGCCAUAGGUCACGAACGACGCCUUUUAUCCUACAUGACGGAGAAUUACAACAUCAAUUCAACUUUAGACGAUGACCAUGAUCUACUACAAUUCAUACAUCUAUCCCAAAUGGUCCAAGCUGACACGAUGGAGUUUGCUUACAAGGCGUGGCGAAGGCUUUGGGCCGUUUCUGGCUCUCGCGUGUGCGGCGGUGCUUUGGUCUGGCAGCUAAAUGACUGCUGGCCUACGAUCUCAUGGGCAGUGGUGGAUCAUUAUAUGAUCAAGAAGCCUGCGUUCUACUCCAUCGCGAGAGCCUUGAAGCCUUUGGCAAUAGCCGUUUUGAGAAGGAGUCCCGAUUGGACCCAGAGCAAGGUUACGGAUGCGUUGGACGUUGGACACGUGGACCUGACACUGGAUUCCGGAGAACCUACACAUUUCGACGUCUGGAUAGCCAGUAGCGGGACUGAAUCGGUGGAUGUUCGAGUGAAAAUUCGGUACAUAUCUAUCGCCACCGGUAUUGAUGUCGAACCAGCAAUCAUAAAGGAUACCGUAGCACAUCCCAAUUCAACCACUGACGUACUCCUUGACCAUAAGUACCCGGCCCGGCGACCCGACCUGCGGUCGCCCAACCGUUGUUGGGUUGCGGAUGAGGAAGACCCCUGUGUCAUCUAUGCGAGUCUUCUGGUGGAUGGGGAGGUGGUUUCAUCCGACGUGGCAUGGCCCCAGCCGCUGAAAUACAUCGACUUCAGCAAUGCGGCCUUUCACGGCGAGAUAGACCAUAACUCACGCCGAAUCGACCUCAUAUCAGCUCGGCCUUUGAAGGGUUUGGUGUUUGAGGAAUUGCCGGGCUUACGCUUUAGCGACAACAACCUUGACCUUGUGCCAGGUGAACGGAAGGUUGUGCACUACGAGGGGCCGGCGAUUCAAGGAUUGAGAUGGAUUUGUGUCGGAGCAAGAGGAUUUCUGAUGCAACCUGGAUAGUAUGGGCACAUUGGUCUCCAGCUUGAUUUGCAGGAACCAGAUGGGCAGAAGACGAAAGGGUUAUCACAUAUGUACAAGUAUCAGUCGGGGUAGAGAGCUGGCUUGACCCAUAGCUAGCCAAAGAGAGGACAUCCGCAAAGUGGAAUGAGCUCACGGGAAGAUACGGCGUUCCCUUCC
This is a messenger RNA of Pseudomassariella vexata, 3083 nucleotides long. RefSeq names its product glycoside hydrolase superfamily. Gene Ontology annotation, molecular function: beta-mannosidase activity. The transcript is spliced from 5 exons. NCBI's taxonomy places the organism in Eukaryota, Fungi, Ascomycota, Sordariomycetes, Amphisphaeriales, Pseudomassariaceae. The record is from RefSeq and is a predicted model, not a curated record. Gene Ontology annotation, biological process: glycoprotein catabolic process. Bases 174 to 2906 code for a protein of 910 amino acids.